AUGGCGGGAUCGGGGGCGCCGGGCCUCGCCCGGGGGAAGGAAGGGGAGAAGCUGAGGAUGCUCCGCGGUCGGGUGCUGCUUAGCCGAUGGCGGCCUCUGGUGGCUGCCGCGCGGCCCUCCGCCGAGCCCCGCCGGCAAUUCCGCACCGGCACGUUCCGACAGCGCGGCCGUUUCCAAGAAUUUGAGAAGGAGAUGGUCAAGUUCCGCAAGAGGCUGAAAGAAGCCCUUCCUGGUAGUGAGUGGAACCCUCUGAAUAUUUCAAAAGAUCUUCCUCCAGAGCAGGCAGAUGUGGUCAUCAUUGGAGGUGGGGUAGUUGGCUGGUCCGUUGCUUUCUGGCUGAAGAUGAAAGAGCCAUGGAGAAAUGCGCUUCAAGUGGUUGUAGUGGAGCGGGACCUCCAGUACACCAAAGCUUCUACCGUGCUCUCCGUGGGAGGGAUACGGCAGCAGUUUACGAUGCCCGAAAAUAUCCAGAUGUCCCUGUUCUCGGCAGUCUUCUUGCGCUCAAUCAACGAUUAUCUUGGUGUUUUCAACCAGCCACCCAUAGAUAUCCAGUUCAAUCCAUCAGGCUAUCUCUUUCUGGCCUCAGAAGAAGGAGCUGCUAUGUUGGAAGAGAAUGUGAAAAUUCAAAGGACUGAAGGAGCUGAGGUGUCCCUGCUAUCACCAGCCCAACUGAAAAAGAAAUUUCCGUGGUUGAAUACGGAUGGCGUAGCUUUGGCUUCCUAUGGUCUUGAAAAUGAAGGAUGGUUUGACCCUUGGACUCUACUCAAUGCCUUGCGGCGCAAAGCAGUAUCAAUGGGCGUUUACCAGAGUCGUGGAGAAGUGACAUCUUUCAAUUCUUUUUCCAGAGAAAUGAUGACUGCUGAUGGGGAGGUCGUUAAGCUCUCCCGUAUCAAGCAUGUUAAUGUCCAAAUGCCUGACAGUACAGAGUACUCCUCGGUGAAGUGUUCCAUAGUGGUGAAUGCAGCAGGCGCCUGGUCAGGGAGAGUGGCGGAGCUGGCCGGUGUCGGGACUGGGUCACCACAAUCAUUAGCAGGGGUCAAGCUACCCGUGGAACCUAAGAAAAGGUAUGUCUAUGUCUGGCACUGCCCUGAUGGGCCUGGCUUGGAGACCCCCAUGUUAAUUGACACCACAGGCGCUUACUUCCGCAGGGAAGGGAUAGGUGGCAACUAUCUUGGAAGCUUAAGUCCCACGGAGGAGGAAGAGCCAGAUACCCAGGACCUUGAAGUAGACCAUGAUUUCUUCCAAGAGAAAGUCUGGCCUAAGCUGGCCCACAGGGUGCCUGCCUUUGAAUCCCUAAAGGUGAAGAGUUCUUGGGCUGGUUACUAUGAUUACAACACCUUUGAUCAGAACCCAGUUAUUGGCGCACACCCGCUAGUGGAGAACAUCUACUUUGCCUCUGGCUUCAGUGGUCACGGGCUGCAGCAUUCACUGGCUGUGGGCCAAGCUAUCGCUGAACUCAUCCUGGAGGGCGAGUACAAGACCAUCGACCUUAGGAGAUUUUCAUUCUACAGACUCGUCAAAGGCAACAAGAUUCUAGAGAGGAAUAUCGUCUAACAGUGACGGAAAGCUGGGAGCAGGCUCUUAUGGGGGAAGUGCCCUCCUUUCCAGCUGGAAGCUGACUACAUCUCUGAUUAACAGCAGUCAGCUGAAGCCCUGGAUUUAUUGGAUGCUGCCAGGGACCUGCUUUGGAUUCUGUUAAUACACAGACUGGAUCUUGGAUAAAGGAAGGGAAUGCCCAAUGGUUGGUAACAGCUCAUUUUCAUGGAGCCCUGGAUUUGCUUGAACGGAAAAAGAUUAGAAGAAUUUGGUGCUUAUCUUGCAAGACCAAAAAGAUUUUUUUUCCUUUAAAAGGGAAGAAACACAACUUGUUACCCUACUGUUCCUGAUGAUGAUUGGUUGGCUAUAAUAGACAGUUUUUCUAUUGUGCUACGCACUGUCCUUUGAGAUGUAAAAAUCAUUCCUUGGCUUUGAAUCAAGAGACUUCAUAGAACUGGAAACUGCUGAUCUUAGUUCCUGAUGAGGAUCCCCCCACCAAUUGAUAUUACAGUAUAAUCUGAAGCAUGUUUACUUGGAAACAAGUACCAUUGGGACAUGGAAAUAAGUGGCUAUAGUACUGUAGAUGUGGGCUUUUUUGGUCUUCGGGACAGAGAUAAAAUCAAGUCUUUAAAGCUCAUAACAGAUCAUCACUUAUUCCCCCUAAAGCAAGGGGGCAGUUCUUUCGGGGACCAGCCAAAAUAAUACAGCACAGUAUGCAAGCUUUUGAGUUCUCCAGAACUCUUCAUCAGAUUGGAUGCUAGUUAAAGGGAGGCGGGAGUCUGAUCUUAGUACUUCUGCCAGCACCUUAUGUUCUUUCAGUGAGUUUGAACAUUCUGUGGAGGAGAGGUGGUUGCAUAGGGCUGCAGUGGUUUCCAAAAACCUGUCUGAGCAGAGAGGAUGCUGUGAGUAUACCUAACAGGAAACAAAGCUCCUCUCAGACCCGUCUCCUAAUAUGUGGCAUUUGCUGAUUUUUUGGGAUGGAGAGGAUUUAUCAAAAAGGGUUGCAUGCAUUGAGAUGUGGAAUAAAUCGAUUGUUACCAAAAAGCACUGUUUAGGGUAGGAAAAAGAGGGAGUAUUCAUGUCUUCUAUAAACGUGCUGUGAUACCAAAAUGUAUCUGCACUACAUCCUUUUUAAUAAUCACAAGCAGCGCUUUUGUUGUUUGGUUCAUAGAAGGAAAUCAAAACAUUGGGUGAUUUUCUUUUGGCUUUCUGGCCUUUUGCAGUGUGUCUACUCCGAAGUCAGUCCCUAACCCAGUUUUGGAUUGAUAAUUGUAUUCAAAGCAUGUAGCGUAUAACUUCAUUUGCCUAUUAGAAUGCUCUUUAAUUGGGUGGAUCUUAAAAUCUCCAGCGAGUUCAGGACUUGAAGUAAAGUUUGAAACCUCACAAGGUCAAGAUCUGGAGUUUAACACUCCUGAUUCCCAGUGAUGCAGGCAUAAAAACCUGGCCUUUCUGAUGUUCUUACGCACCGUGUGCCAACUGAAAGCAGUUAAGUAAUUCCCACUAUGAAUGACUGAGGCCCCUUAAGGUGUUGCGAUUCAUCCCUGUAAGUAAUCAAUAAAGUUUAAGUCCAAAGAACA
Molecule: messenger RNA, 3113 nt
Organism: Eublepharis macularius
Lineage: Eukaryota; Metazoa; Chordata; Lepidosauria; Squamata; Eublepharidae
Gene: FOXRED1
Product: FAD dependent oxidoreductase domain containing 1
Exons: 13
Coding region: 1-1554 (517 amino acids)
Cellular component (GO): cytoplasm
Molecular function (GO): oxidoreductase activity
Source: RefSeq, a predicted model, not a curated record